GAACAAUCGGACGGUGCACAAGGCGAGCACAAACAGGCAAAGAAACACGCGCGCGUCCGUUAGCUUUUCCCAUAAUUAAAAGUCUGCUGCUGACUGCAGUACUCGCAAACAUGUUUGCUAACUUUACAUGUAUGGGGGGGGGGGGGGGGGGGGUGGGGGGGGGGGGGGGGGCUAGAACGCGGAUAUAUGCGGACUGCCAGCAGCGUCCGUGAAACUCGCUAGCGGCGGUUGGAUAUAUAGAUCGAUCAUCGAACAGAAAACCCGAUCGAUAUAUAUAUAGAUCGAUCGAGUGGCGACGCCGCGUCCCCUGCUCGUCAACACAACGCAUCUCUCCCCUCGCCGCCGCCGAAUCCAGCGCUGGUGGUGGGUCCAACCGUGCAAGAGGAACGCCGGCAAGCGUGGACGACAAAUGUCUGCUCACACUGCGUCCGCACCGGCACAUCCGGCAGAACCUGGCGACGGUGGCAUCUCUUCGCUGUGGCCAGCGCUCAAGUUGGAUUCAGGCGCCAGCGUCCACAUCGUGCGUGACCCCAGCCUCCUCUCCGACCUCCGCGACGCGCCGGAGGAGCUGUUGGUGACGGCGGCGGCGCACGGCGGAAACAAGAUGACCGUCAACAAGAUCGGUGACAUACGGGUACUCGACCGCUUCACGAUCCCGAACGUCUACCUCCUGCCAGAGCUCAGGGACGACGGCCUCAUCAGCGUCCGGCAGCUCGCGAGGCAGGGCAUCUGCACGUUCUUCGUUGGAGACCGGGCGAGGCUGUACGCGGGGACCGACCUGGUCGGCGUCGCCGUCGCUGAGCUAGACGACCCGUACGGUCUUUACGUGCUGCACUCUUUGUUCGUGCCGAAGAUCAUCGCUUCUGCUCGGCGGGCCUGUGGUGGCCGCAGCUGGUGGUGUGCUUGGCGUUGGCGACCGUCCUUUGCUGCUGACGAUGCUGGCGCCGCCGCCACCGCCGCUGACGAACAGCAAGAGAACAUGCUAUCGUUGACUGAUUCCUAUCGUUACUGAUUAGGAAGAAGAAGACACGACGACAACAACAACCAGUAGUCUCGUACAUGCAUUAUAGGGGACAAAUCCCUAUAUUUUAUAGGAUCAAGCAAUUUGUGUCAUUGAUUAUAAAUCAUGCGGUGAUAAUAUCUUAAUAAUAAUAUAUAUAUAGGAUCAAACGUAGAGAUUGUUUAAUUGCACGAUCGCACCAAUACAUCUGAUUGCCUAUAUUAUUGUAUC
Zea mays is the source of this 1231-nucleotide messenger RNA. RefSeq lists its product as uncharacterized. The coding region runs from base 410 to 1012 and encodes 200 amino acids. The transcript has a single exon. NCBI's taxonomy places the organism in Eukaryota, Viridiplantae, Streptophyta, Magnoliopsida, Poales, Poaceae. The record is from RefSeq and is a predicted model, not a curated record.